Molecule: messenger RNA, 1029 nt
Organism: Callorhinchus milii (elephant shark)
Lineage: Eukaryota; Metazoa; Chordata; Chondrichthyes; Chimaeriformes; Callorhinchidae
Product: isopentenyl phosphate kinase-like
Exons: 6
Coding region: 20-886 (288 amino acids)
Cellular component (GO): cytosol
Molecular function (GO): kinase activity
Source: RefSeq, a predicted model, not a curated record
GAGGGCUGGUGAGGAGGAAAUGACGUCUGGUGUAUUUUUUUUUGGUCUAACCAUGGCUCUUGACUGUGUGGUGAAGCUGGGAGGCAGUGCAGUGACUGUGAAAGAUGAGCUGGAAACCCUGAGAGUCGGGGAACUGCGCAGAGCAGCCGCACUCAUCAGUCGGCUCUGCCAGGAAGGCAAGAGAGCAGUGGUGGUGCAUGGUGCGGGGUCAUUUGGGCAUUUUCAAGCGAAGGAAUAUCAGGUGGCAAAAGGAAGGGCAGUUACUGAAGGCAGUGAUGGCAUUGAUCGCAUGAGGACUGGUCUGUGCCUCACAAGGCUGUCUGUUACUAAGCUGAAUCUGAUGAUAAUUGAAGAACUAGUGAAAGCUGGAGUGCCAGCGGUCGGGCUAUCGGCUUUCGGGAUUUGGAAAACUGCAGGGAGACGUGUGAUUCAGCAUAAUAUUUCUUCGGUUCACGAUGUGCUGGCAGCAGGGUAUGUCCCUGUUCUUCACGGAGACUGCGUUUUGGACUCCAAUCAACAUUGCUGCAUAUUGAGUGGAGACACCAUUAUAGAGGUCAUGUGUGAGGAGUUUAUUCCAAAGCGAGUGGUAUUCCUUACGGACGUUGCUGGAAUAUAUGAUCAGCCUCCACACAUGCCAGGUUCUCAGCUCCUGAGCCAGGUUUCUUUCAGAGCAGAUGGUAGUUUGGCGCUACCCAUCCAAACAGCCUCUCUUCCCCACGACACCACCGGUGGGAUUUCCAAUAAGCUUAGAACUGCCGUCAACAUACUCCUCAACAGCAAAGGGGCCACCCGCGUGUUCAUCUGCGAUAUCGACAGCGAACAAGUCCUUCUGCAAGGCGUGGUCAGAAAGAAUGGAGGCACUGAAUUAUCAAUAGAAGGUUCAUGACGCUUUCGUAUUUUGGCUGUAGAUCUGGUUUUGUUUGCAUCCCCUCCUCGCCCCCCAUGUUAACGUUAACUGUGAACCUCUGAACAUUUAAGUACCUGCUGAGUGGACUGAUUGAAAUUAAAUGUGUCACUUGAAGAAGGCAA